AUGGAUACGGAGACCAUUACAGAACGCACAGGAGGAAACGACAUCGAGAAGACUCUAGGAUUACUAGGGGAAAUAAACGAAGACUGCAUCGGUUCCCACCUAAAUGAAAAGAAGACACCACCGAAAGUGUCACGAAAUGAACGGCCGCCCAUGAAGAGCGUGAUUAUGUCACUAUUUGAUUCGCUUGGUCUGGUCUCACCACUAACAACACCUGUAAAGAGGCUGAUGCAGGAAACAUGGCUAUAUAGAACUGGUUUGGAUGAACCUACUCCAGAAGAGCUCCAACCUCGCUGA
Molecule: messenger RNA, 294 nt
Organism: Parnassius apollo (apollo)
Lineage: Eukaryota; Metazoa; Arthropoda; Insecta; Lepidoptera; Papilionidae
Source: the annotation of a GenBank genome assembly